Messenger RNA from Prosopis cineraria, 1705 nucleotides. RefSeq names its product xyloglucan O-acetyltransferase 1-like. The coding region runs from base 1 to 1572 and encodes 523 amino acids. Gene Ontology annotation, molecular function: O-acetyltransferase activity. The transcript is spliced from 2 exons. Gene Ontology annotation, cellular component: Golgi apparatus. NCBI's taxonomy places the organism in Eukaryota, Viridiplantae, Streptophyta, Magnoliopsida, Fabales, Fabaceae. The record is from RefSeq and is a predicted model, not a curated record.
AUGGUAUCAGUCAUCACUUGUAAUGUAGACGAGGAUUGCGUCUUCUCUCUCAUUCUCUCUGUGCGCCUUGCUCUGAAAAAAUCACACACAUUUUUCCAGUCUUUGUCGCCUGAGAACACCGGAAAAGAUACACCAAAAACAAGAAAAAAGCAUAGAAUAGAAGAAAGCAGAAAGGAAGAGAGAAGCAAGCAAGCAUAUGAGAAUGGGAUCGACAAACACAAACCCAUUCAAAGACCAAUCCUCCUUUCCUUUCCCCUUCCCAAAGAAACUCUUCCUCUUCGCUCUUUAAGCUCUUCUUCCCAUUACCCUCCUUCGUUUCUACUUUUACCCUCUUCGUCUUCCUCAAUCCACCAUCACCAUCACUUCCCAAUCUUCCUUCUCUCCUUCUUCACUAUCUUCUUCUGCAGGUACUUGACAGAUUCAUUAUCAACUUUUGGGGUUGUGGGAUUUUGCAGGUUUUUCCAGAUCAGACUUUUACAUGUUGUUUUGUUUGUUUCUGAAUUUGCAGAAGAAGAACAAAGAGCUGAUGAGACCCCAUGUGACUACUUCAAUGGCAAAUGGGUCCGUGACGCAAGAGGCCCUUUGUACAAUGGCACGACCUGUGGAACCAUCAAGGAAGGUCAGAACUGCGUCAGCCAUGGCAGACCAGACACAGGUUAUCUCUAUUGGAGAUGGAAACCCACACACUGCAAUCUCCCAAGGUUCGAACCUCAAUCUUUCCUUCAGCUUCUCAACCACAAGCACUUAGCUUUUGUGGGUGAUUCCAUGGCUAGGAACCAAUUAGAGUCACUUCUCUGUAUGUUGGCCACUGUUUCAACCCCAAAUCUGGUCUACAGAAAUGGUGAAGACAACAAAUUUCGCAGAUGGCAUUUUGCUUCUCACAAUGCCACCGUGUCUGUUUACUGGUCUCCAUUUCUGGUAAAAGGGGUUGAGAAAUCAAACUCAGGACCAAAUCAUAAUGAACUGUACUUAGAUCUUGUUGAUGAGAGAUGGGCAAGAGAUCUGAAUCAAAUAGACUUGAUAGUGCUUUCAAUAGGUCACUGGUUUCUGCAUCCUGCAGUUUACUAUGAAGGUGACUCAGUGUUGGGCUGCCAUUACUGUCCUGGUCUGAAUCACACAGAGAUUGGAUUCUAUGAUGUGUUGAGAAAGGCUUUAAGGACAAGCCUGAGGAGCAUAAUUGAAAGAAGAGAUAGGAUCCAAGUGACAGUGACAACAUUUUCUCCAGCUCACUUUGAAGGUGAGUGGGAUAAAGCUGGGGCAUGUCCUAAGACUGAGCCAUUCAGAAAGGAAGAGAAGGAGCUUGAAGGGAUGGAUUCUGAGAUGAGGAAGAUUGAGGUUGAAGAAGUGGAAGCUGCUAACAAGGCUUAUAACGAUGAGAGAUUUGGAUUAGAGGUAUUGGAUGUGAUGAAGCUAGCAUUGAUGAGGCCAGAUGGGCAUCCAGGAGCUUACAUGUAUCCAUUUCCAUUUGUUAAUGGGGUUAAAGAACAUGUUCAAAAUAAUUGUGUUCAUUGGUGCUUGUCUGGUCCUAUAGACACAUGGAAUGAAAUCUUUCUGGAGAUCAUAAAAAAAUAGUUCAUCAAGAUCUGAAGAAUCAGACAUUUUUCUCACGGAAAGAAUGACUUUUAGUUCUAAAAGAUUGAAUUAAUGACAGUUAAGUUACCUAUAAUAAUUCUAAAAAAAUGAGUUGAAAAUAUCAAUAUUCACA